Molecule: messenger RNA, 881 nt
Organism: Aethina tumida (small hive beetle)
Lineage: Eukaryota; Metazoa; Arthropoda; Insecta; Coleoptera; Nitidulidae
Exons: 3
Coding region: 209-514 (101 amino acids)
Source: RefSeq, a predicted model, not a curated record
UCUGUAUAUCGUCAGCAUCAGCGUUUCAUCAAUGAUCAGGUGAUUUCAGCUUAAUCAGCCGGCUUUUCAGGCAGGAAUCCUGCCGCAGGAGUGCUGUGCGCAUGUGUCCAUCCCGAACUAAUAUAUAAGCACGUAUGAUACGAAUCAUAAGAUUCAAAAGUGUCCGAACUGUUUAUGCACGUUUUUAUCCUACAAGAACAAAAACAAAAUGCGUUGCGUCGCGUCGCUUCUCGUUCUCUGUGUGCUCUUGUUAUGUGUGCAGAUCAACUCCGGUUUCAGAGUUGUGAAGAGAACUGCAGGUAAAAUGCUGGAGAGUUGCCACCAAGACCAGGCGUGUGGAUGGGCGUCGUACCAUAAAACCUCCAGACAAAUAUUGUUUUACAUGAAAAAUACCUGCGAAUGUCCACCAAACUUGAGGUGUUACAAAGACUUCGAUGAUGUGUCAAUUUCAUCGUGGACAUACAAAUGUAAAGUUCCUGAAAUAAGUAAAUCAAGGCAGAAAGAAAAUCAUUAACUUUUAAGUAAACAUUGACUGAUACAAUAAUGUAUAGAUUAGAUCAUAGGGAGAAUUGAUAGAAUACUUAAUCAAUUAGUGUCAGGAUUGUAGUACUUACUUUGUUACUAAGAACUUUAGAUUUAGUAGAUAUUUUAGGAUAAACAUGUAUAAAAAUUAUCUACUUUAAGGUUCAGAAACUGUAUUAUUCUAUUUAAAUAAGGUAUAAUAUGUAUUUAUUUCCACAACUAAUAUGAGGCAUUUAAAAAUAUUUAUUUAAAUUUCCAUUUCGUUCAUAAUGUCCCAAAAUUAAAACUGCUAGUCAUGUUUCCAUGUUUUUAAAUUAUUAUUUAGAUGCUAAUGCCAAAUAUACUAAAUUAUUUCAUUA